Diorhabda carinulata is the source of this 5299-nucleotide messenger RNA. It is a transcript of the gene bsk, whose product is annotated as stress-activated protein kinase JNK. NCBI's taxonomy places the organism in Eukaryota, Metazoa, Arthropoda, Insecta, Coleoptera, Chrysomelidae. Bases 293 to 1453 code for a protein of 386 amino acids. The record is from RefSeq and is a predicted model, not a curated record. The transcript is spliced from 9 exons. Gene Ontology annotation, cellular component: nucleus; cytoplasm. Gene Ontology annotation, molecular function: JUN kinase activity; ATP binding. Gene Ontology annotation, biological process: protein phosphorylation; JNK cascade.
GUUUGUUAAAUAAUAAUGUUGGCAUUCCUACACAGUUACUUUUUGCUUGUCAAAAGUGACAGAAGUGACCGUGAACCAUAACUAUUUUAGAUGUUGUCCGGUAUGAUGUCGAAUUUUAUUGUUUUUACGAAUGUUUUCAAUUGAAUUUGAAUAGUUUUUAUUUUACAUCAAGUGUAAGUGUGGUUUUAUAUUAGUGUUCUUCAUUUACAUAAAAUUUUUUUAUAUACCGUCCACCACAAAGAUUUGAGAUGGAUUCUUCAUGACAAUGAUUGAACAAGGAUAAAGACAUAAGAUGUCGCGUCUAUUACAAUUUUACACCGUUGAGGUGGGCGAUACGAAAUUCACCAUUUUGAAGAGAUACCAAAAUCUCAAACCAAUUGGAUCUGGUGCUCAAGGAAUAGUUUGCGCUGCUGUAGAUACGGCUACUCAACAAAAUGUGGCUAUCAAAAAACUUAGUAGACCGUUUCAAAACGUUACUCACGCCAAAAGGGCGUACAGAGAGUUUAAACUGAUGAAACUCGUAAACCAUAAGAAUAUAAUUGGUUUACUUAACGCUUUCACUCCACAAAGGACAUUAGAAGAAUUUCAAGACGUCUAUUUAGUCAUGGAAUUAAUGGACGCCAAUCUCUGUCAAGUCAUUCAAAUGGAUUUGGAUCACGAAAGGAUGAGCUAUUUACUCUACCAGAUGUUGUGCGGUAUCAAACAUUUACAUUCCGCUGGUAUAAUACACAGGGAUUUGAAACCCAGCAAUAUAGUAGUAAAAUCAGAUUGCACGUUGAAGAUCUUGGACUUCGGUUUAGCUAGAACCGCUGGUACUACAUUCAUGAUGACACCGUACGUAGUUACAAGAUAUUAUAGAGCACCGGAGGUCAUAUUAGGUAUGGGAUAUACGGAAAAUGUUGAUAUAUGGAGCGUUGGUUGUAUAAUGGGUGAAAUGAUCCGCGGAGGAGUGUUAUUUCCUGGAACCGAUCACAUAGAUCAAUGGAAUAAAAUUAUAGAACAACUUGGUACACCGUCUCAACAAUUCAUGGUCCGAUUACAACCAACUGUGAGAAAUUACGUUGAAAACAGACCGAGACAUCACGGUUUCAGUUUCGAGAAAUUAUUUCCCGAUGUACUGUUCCCAUCUGAUAGUAGCGAACACAAUAAGCUGAAAGCUUGCCAAGCAAGAGAUCUUUUAUCUAAAAUGUUGGUUAUAGAUCCUCAGAGCAGGAUAUCCGUAGACGACGCUCUCUUACAUCCUUACAUAAACGUGUGGUACGAUGAACAGGAAGUUAACGCGCCCGCUCCGGGACCGUACGAUCACAGCGUAGAUGAAAGGGAACACACCGUAGAACAAUGGAAAGAACUGAUCUACCAAGAGGUUAUGGAAUAUGAAACUUCGCGCGGAAGAAUAGCAUCUUCCAGUUCUCAACUAAGUCCCGCUGUCAAUAGUGAACCCAACGGUUAUUGAUUUCGAAGCACAAAUUCAACUUCAUCUAGUCUAGUGUUAAAAAUAUAUUUAUAAUAAUUGUUAACACCAACGACAAACUAGUUAUUCACAAUAAAAAUUUAUGGUUAUAUAUGAAGAAGAUUUAAGUACAGUUUUAGUACCCCCUCCCCCUCCGUAUAAUAAUGCGUAUACUAAUGUCUUGAAUCAUUAGGUGUGUGAUAAAAAUAUUAUAAAACCGAGAAUACUAGUUUGUAUUUAUUCAACAGUUUAUUCCGAAAAUGAUAGAACAUUGUGUAGUAGUUCAAAUGUACCAUUAAGUUUUUUUUAAAUAUUGUGUUUAAAAAAGCCAUAAGUUGUAACAAAAUUAUAUCACGAGAUUGUAUUGGAUUUGUUUUAACUUGUUUAUUGUGAUUUUUUAUAAAUAUUGUAACAUUUUUAAGGGAAAAUUUUGGUACAUAUAUCAUUGGGCUUCGAGAUCAUUUAUUUCCCAUUUCCUAUAUUUGUUAUUUGUGAAUUUGUUGUGUCUUUUUUUUGAUUAAGGUUUUUUUCGUUAUAAACUUUUAAUUUAAUAUUGUAAUUGGAUCUUUUGUUAAUAUUUUUUUCUCUAUAUAUAAAAAUUUAACAUCAUGGGAUUAUUUUUAUAUUAUUAUCGUUUAAUAUUUUUUUGAUCUAAAAUAAAAUUAUUAUUUUUUAAAACCUGGAUACAAACCAGUCUUCAUUCAUGUUAUUUUUCAAAAUUUAUUUUAAAAACGUUGAAAUUUGAUUAAAUUGUACGUUUCACAGUGUUAAUUCAAAAAUAAUAGUAUCAUAGGUUUGUAUAAAAUAUUUUUUUAUCGGCUAUAAGAACAAUUACAAUAUUUAUUUUAUUUAAACGAUAUUCUUGCCAAAUUUUGUUCGUAUAAAGGCAUUAGUAAUAUUCUAAUUCAUACAAGUGUAUAAAACUGCAACAAUGUACCUGUUCGUACUUUGGGGAUCGGUCAUAUUGACUAAGGUAGCUCUUUCUUCCUAAUAUAAAUGAUCACUAUAUAUCUUAACUUCACUAGCUUUUAAACGAAACGAUUUCGGUGAGAAAUUAUUACUGUCGUCGUAGAAGUGCAUUAGAAUUUAGAAUUUUAUGGGUUUUAUGGUCUGACAAAUACCAACAGUUCAUCAAUUUGUAUUGCGAGAGGAAGAAACGAAAAUCUUUACACGAUAAAUAUGUACAGUAAUCAAUUGAUUUGAAUAAUUAUUUUUGCAGAACACCAAUUAUGGAGCAUUCUCUUGGAUCAGGAAUUACUGCUUUGAAUUCAAUGGAGGAUUGCAGAUUCCCACUUGUUGACAUUAGAUUUUUUGUCACUUUUCUUUUACUGUGAAGAAUAGAAGGAUUAGCAGUUCUUGUAACUGUAUGAUCUAAAGUUUUACUUCAGAAUAACAAAAUAAAAAGAAAGUCCUUGGAAACUUCAUUAUGACAUUCUAAAAGUUGUCCAAAAACUUCGUGGUUGUGUAACAAGUGGAUCUAGAUGUUCGGGAAGUAAUCGGGAACACUUUUACUGAUGGGAAACUCGAAAAUCCUUAAUGGUUGACGUUAACCCUAAUAGAUGUUUUACCACUUUUCUUUUAUUGAAGAGUAUAGUAACAGUCGAUGUAAUUUUAUGAUCUACCAAAAUACCUUGUUGAUAUUUAUUUGGAAGAAGGUUUAUUUAUACAAUUCGUUACGAAGCAAUUUGAUAAAAGAAUAAAAUUUCUAAAAAAACUUACAACUGUUGAAGCCAAAUUGACAUCAUAGUUCCUACGACCUUCGAUUAUCUAAUAAAUAUGAAUAAAGUUACUAAAAAAUGGUCGAAAAAAUAUUUUUUUGGAGAUGGAAUAACAAAAUACACUGAGAGAAAUUUUAGGUAUCAAAAAACGAGACUGAUUCUGUAAAAUAUUUUACACAAAACUUUAUCAUCUGACAACCUCCAUCUUUGUGCGCUGAUUUACCCCUAGAAAUCCACUGUUUGAUCUAUGGUGUGUUGUGAUAUAUCCAUGUUUCAUCCAUUGUUUUCAAAAUGGCACAAAAACUUGUCCAUACUGACUAGUUACACAAUUGCAAGUGGCUAAUUCAAAAUUGAAACCGUUAAGUCAUGUGACAAGCCUAUAGUUGUCAAAAUCCCCAAAUUUCGUCUAUAGAAACCUUACCUAGUCGUCCAGAACGUUUGAUUUUUCCAUGUUAGUACGAAAUUCAAGCAACCACUGUUACUACUCAAAUUUACGAUGCACAUUGCCCAAAAUUUGUAUGUAGUAAAAAUAAUAUCAAAAGAACACUUUUUUCCAUUAUCUCCUCAAUUAAUCUGCUAUCAACUUGAUUGUCAAAACUUCUUUCGUUAAUAAUGAGUCAAAUACCUGUUAAAAGACCCACCCUCGUAUACCGUACAAAUAUUAAACUUUUGUAAUUUGUCAUGACAGUGCCGUUUAAAAAAAACGUGCUGAGUAUUCAUAAAAACAUUUGUUCUUGCUGAACAUUGUAGUGAUAACUUGUUAUUUUUUUUAUGUGUUGAAGUUCGUGUUUCCUUUGUAUAUCUUAGAAAUAUGGUUUUAGAAGAUAAGUUUGAUCAUAUUUUCAGUUAACAAAUUGCCUGAAACGUUUUCAUAAAUACACUGCCCCGCAAAAUUAACGCACCUCGAGAAACAACAAUAAGAAAGUUGUUGGACGUGGAAUGCUUGAUAUUGUUAACAACAAUUGAGCUCUAAAAGAUCUAUAGUAUCCCAUCCUAUAUUCAAUUUCCUAGGACUGUCUAGGUAUCUAGUAAUUCUUUUAUUCCUGAUACUUAAAUGCAUUUUAGAUAUCAAUUUUGGUCUUCUGGCUCUAUGCUAUAACUUCACAAGUGCGUGGCAUUCACUAACUAUGUGAAUUGAUGUUUUCUAACCUCAAAUAGACCUUUUUGAAUCAGUUUGGAGCACCACUGAGUGCUAAUUCAGUUGGCUGACGUAUUCUUUUCUUCAUUUCUGGUCACAUCUCUCCAGUAGCCCUUAUUUCCUUUUAUUUCUAUCAAUAUCGAUUCCUUAAUAGAGUUCUGGUCUUAUUUCUCACUUUUUCCUAGUUCCUUCAUCAUUUCAAAUCAGAGCUUAACAUUUUAAUGUCUUUCCAGCUAUCAGACAUGAUUGCUUUCCAUAUUUCUUAAUCAUAUUGGACCUGGAAACUAAAUUUUCAUUUAUGUGUCUUUUCCAAGCUUCUAGAGUGUUUUGCCUCAAUUACAUUCCUUGUAUUAGUAACUCUGUUUUCUUCAUAAAACUAUCCAUUCUCUGUCACCUUAUUUGUGUACUUGGUUCUACUACUUCGCCCUUCACCAUUUGUGAUUAGGGUACUUCAAAAUUACCUCCAGGAAGUGUAAAUUGUAGCUGUAGCUUUGCUUACUAAAAGCACUGAUUUUAGUUUUAUUGAACACUUGUUGGAUAAGGGUUGUAGAGCCUCUAUUGGAAGAUUUUGGUUCACCAGUAUCAAUUUGGAGACUUAUAGGUGGUUUUCCCAAUUUUUGGACUUCUGCGUUAAUUUUACAGUGUAGUAGCUUGGUCCUUGAAACACUAGUCAUUUUGUUGUGCAAUAUAAAGUUAGUAUAGUUCUUUUGAACUUUAAAGUAUAAAAUAUAUGAAUUAUUUGUUAGUUUCCAGUCAUUUUGUCAACUGAACGUAUUUGUAUAGUUAUUUAGUCUUAGUGAACUAGUAUUGGAAAAAAAUUUAAAUCGUAAAAAGAACUCAUAGUUUUUACAAUUGAACAAAGACAAAAAUGAUACAUUUCCAUUUGUAUUGUUCAAGUAAAAGUAAGAUGCAUCCGAUCCAAAAACUAAUGUCUGUAAAAAGAAUUAGUUGGUAAAAUAUUUCUUACAAUAAAAAAAAUAUAAGAAUACAAAA